Molecule: messenger RNA, 5697 nt
Organism: Fusarium odoratissimum NRRL 54006
Lineage: Eukaryota; Fungi; Ascomycota; Sordariomycetes; Hypocreales; Nectriaceae
Product: oxidoreductase
Exons: 4
Coding region: 89-1021 (310 amino acids)
Molecular function (GO): oxidoreductase activity
Source: RefSeq, a predicted model, not a curated record
CCUUUCAGGACAUUUGAUCUAUAAGCAGAUCGUCAGUAUUUAUACAAAGUUUCAAGUAACAAAUCUCUUGGUGAAACAAUUAUCCACAAUGGUAUCUAAGAAACCUGUUGCUCUUGUUGUAGGCGCAUCUAGAGGCAUCGGCCGUCAAGUCGCCGUUGACCUCGCCCGCAAUGGCUACGCUGUUGUUGUUGCUGCAAAGACUAUCAGUGAUCUUUCCAAUCUACCAGAGCCCUUUCCUCCAAAUCCCAACUCUUCCGCUUCUACCAUCACAACAGUUGCUCGCGAGAUUACUUCUGAGGGAGGCGAUGCUACUGCUAUUCAGGUCGACGUCCGCUAUCCUGAGAGUAUAGAUGCUCUUGUAUCGAAUACUAUCUCCACUUAUGGCCGUCUAGAUGUUCUCAUCUACAACUCAGGCGCCAUCUUCUGGGCUCCUGUCUCGUCGACUCCCGUAAAGCGCUUCCAGCUCAUGCAGCGCGUCAAUCCAGAAGGACUCUACGCAACGGUUCAAGCUGUUCUUCCUCAUAUUUCUUCUUCAGGCCGAAUAGUUGUUGUCAGCCCACCUAUCUAUAGUCGUUUCUUCCGCGGCAAGACUGCAUAUGCUAUGGGCAAGGUUGGUAUGAGUGUUCUUACAAAGGGUCUUGCCAUGGACUUUGAGCGCGAGGGGAAGAAGGAUAUGGCUAUCACAUCUAUUUGGCCAGCUGUGGCUAUCGAGUCGGCGGCUACAGAGAAAUUCACAGCCAAAAACCCAGAGGAAGCCAACGAUUUACGAAAGGCAACCAUCUUCUCCGACGCUAUCCUCGAGAUUCUCAAAGCUUAUCCAAGCGUCGUGAACGGCGAGCUCCUCCUGGAUGAAGACUUCCUUCGCGAACAUGCAGGAAUAACCGACUUUUCCAAAUACAAUGUUAUUUCAGGUGCCUCACCACGGAGGAUCAUGCCCCAAAGUCUCCCAGACUUGACCGUAGCAGAGCAAGCAGACGAGGGCAAACGGUACGACAGCACAAAGGAUAAAUCCAAGCUAUAAAAUUAUUGAAGAUCGCUAUUGUUUCAAUAUAUGUAGGAAAAAAGAGACCGUUGUACAGGUAGCUAAUAACACGGAAAAAAUGAACCUGCGCAGCCAUGAUAUCCUCUAGAACACACAUCUAAUACCUCCUUGGCCAUGGAAGCUGCGUUCACCAAACUCCUAGACAUGAUUACAAACGUACACCCGACUCUUUGAAACCCCUCCUUUCCAUUCCUUUCCUUUCCUUUCCCUGCCAUUUUACAAAAACACAUAUCUCCCGAGAUUUUAUGGUGCGCCAGCCAUCAAUAGGGGAUUUGGCUACCUGGUCCCACUCCUUGCAUGCCAUCAAUGUCCUCCAUUACACUGUUGAACACGUGCAUGAUUUGGUCAACGACUCUGCUGCGGUUCCACUCAUUUCUUGUGCGCCAUAUAGCGUCCAUGAGCUCACGGUUGAUUUGUUCAAGCUGCUCAAUAGUACAGCCGCUUGUCGCGUCCGUUAGGUUCUGAAGGAAUGCAUCUAUCUCGCCUCCAGCGAAAGGUUGAGAAGCGGAAGUGGAUGAACCUGAGUUUCGAACCGACUGGUAUUCAUCAGAAGUCUGAUCAUUGAGGAUGUUGGCCAUUCCGCCCACACUCUGAGCCUUGAAACCGGAUGAUCGCUGCGAAGGUGGACUACCAGAGAUGCCCGAUCCUUGCAUAAGGUUACCCCCUGCCGCAGCAGCCUGAGCUUGAGAGUGCAACCAAGAGUCUUCUCCAGAAGUGUUGUGCCCGGCUACGAGUAGCGUGUCUGGGAUGUCGACCUGGCUAUCAUCCUCAACACCUCGGUUCUCAGCGUGGCCACCAUUUGUCAUUUGACUAAAGUUUGACGAAUGGUGAGUUGAUGGAUCUGAGGUUUUGGUUGUUGAAGCCUCGUUGAUAACAGCUGAUGGUGAAACUCCUGGAGGGAGAGUAGUCACUACUGACUUCUGUGAGAUCUGGGUCAUGCCAGUAUGAGCCACGCUGGGGUCAUGAGACUUUGGUGGAGGCCCCAUGUCAGACAUAGCCUGCGUAUCAUCGUGGACACCACUCAUCUGGACAUCUUCUCCCAAUGGGUGAGUGAGGCCAUUACUCAAGGGGUGUGAUGAAUCCUGACCAGAGGUGCCAUGACCAUUCGAGAGUGGGCUUCUAACUUGGAACCUGGCAGUUGUCCUCGAUCCUGGCACGGCUUCUCCCAGAGUAACAGGGCCUUGAGAGUCGCUAUCAUUACCACCCAGAUCAGAUUGCACACGGUCUACGACAGACUGCAUAGCUUUUCGCUUUCUCUCUUUCUCAGUAGCAUCCUUGGCGCGCUGAACUUGGCGUCUAUACAGCGCCUCCCAGUCAACUUGAGAGGUUUGGUUUUCGAUACUAGCGACAUCAACCUCGACGUUGCUGAGGAGUUCAUUGGCCUUGAGAGUUCGCUCCUUAUCUCCAAUAUUUUUGGCGUCUUUUGCAAGAGCCUUAAUAUCGAAGAGAAAGUCCUUUGGGCGGGCAUAGAAACCGUUUGACAAGCGCUCCUCGAUGGUGGUUGUCUCAAGGUUAUAAUAACACUUCCCAGAUGUGGUAUCUUUGAGAACGUCGUUGUCGUACUUGUCCUUGACGAUCUCAUAUGGUCGACGUUGUCCAGCUUCAAGGUCCGGACGCACAUAAUUGGGGUCCGACUCGGCGAAGAGAUAGUCGAUCUGAGUUUGAGGGAUGACAGGCUGCCUGAACUUCUUGUACUUUCGAUUGAUCUGAUCCAUAAUGGGUUGAAGCUGGAUCUUGAGAGCAUUGAGAAGCUGGUGAUCUUUCUUCUGUGCAGCCUUCAUAUCAGCCUUGGUAGGAGGCGGUGGUUCAAUUGGAGGAGCCACGGGAAGCUCCUCGAGGACCCUCUUCUUCCGAUUUUCAGGGUCGGGGAACUCGCGGGGUUUCUUCUUAACAUAUUGCAACGUUGUGCUGAAAUAUUCCAUUCGAGAAUGCUACAAAAGUUAGCACAGGAGCCCCAUUUCACAAAUGUCUUACUUACCAGAUCAGGUUUCUCAAUUUUCAUUUGGUUCUUCUUUGCGAAUCCAAAAAAGUCGCGGAAGAGUUCACUGGGAAGCUCUUCUCUAUCACCCUCUGCUGUCGCGAGAAGAAGAACUGGAUCAGUAGGAGGAAUAGAUCGUAACAUAGUCUUGAAAGUUGUAAGAGCAAGAGUGUUGUGUAGUGCCAUAUACCAAGCUUCGAUGUUAGGGAUAUAAAUAACGCUAGGUUUGUGUCGCCUGACUUCCGUAAAGAGACCGACAAUGACCUGCUCCAUAGCCUGCCGACGUUAGUCUGUAGUUUCCCUUGUGAGUGCACAAACUUACUCUUCCAUCACCCAAGAUGCUGGGAAGAUCAAAAUUCUGAACAUGAACCCCCUCGAAAUGGUGAAGAAUGGCAGAAGCAAUGUAACUCUGUCCCAUACCGCUAACACCAUAUAUGAUGAAGCGAGGGCGGAACACUCUGGAUCGUUCAAACUCUUGGUGCAUGGUUUCUCUACCAAAGCCAUGAUCAUCGUCAUCGAACUGCUCGUACAUGGCUUCUUGAAGAGCUGUCAUCUUCUUCCUGCGAGGCAACAGGUCAUCAAGGGCAUUCUUGGCUUCGUUAAACUGUUUGCGUAGUAGCGGCUCUAUCGAUUUGGGAAGUGGUUUAGCGCCAGAUGUCGCUGAUCGUUCAGAGGAGGGAAUAAGCUUCUUAAUAGACAGCAUAAAGUCAGUGGCAUGAACGCCAAUCUUCUCGGGGUCGACCACAAGCUUUUCCUUGGAGGCGUAAAUUUGGGGAUAGGUUCGCUGAAUGGCAUUGAGAGCUGCUUCAGUACAGAGAGCUCGUAAAUCAGCACCACCAUAGCCCUUUGUGUUCUCGGCUAGGGAAUCUUUGAACUUCUCUGAUAGUCCCCAGUCUGCUGUGUGAAUGUUGAGAAUUGACUUUCGCCCUUCGAUAUCAGGCAACGGAAAGUAAAACUCUCGGUCGAAUCGACCAGGUCGACGAAGAGCAGGGUCGAUAUUGUCAGGUCGAUUGGUGGCUCCAAUAACAAUGACUUGACCACGACCGUCCAUGCCAUCCAUCAAUGCCAACAGGGUUGAGACAAUGGAAGCAUGGAUCUGUUCCUGCUUGCUGGAACGAACCGGCGCAAGACCGUCAAUCUCAUCGAAGAAAAUGAUACUGGGCUGAGUUCUGCGCGCUUCCUCGAAGAGCAAUCGAAGCUGUUUCUCGGCUUCACCCACCCACUUGCUCAGGGCAUCGGCACCCUUACGCAUGUAGAAUGAGAUCUUACGACCGCCGGAGCCAACUGAGUUGGCCAGAGCACGAGCAAGCAGCGUUUUACCUGUUCCAGGAGGACCAUGGAACAAAACACCACGAGGUGGAGUGACGUGGAAUCGUGUGAAGAGCUCGGGGUAGAGCAAAGGAAGCUGCACCAUUUCCUUCAACUGGUCGAUAUGUCCCUGAAGACCACCAACCUUGCUGAAGUCAACGUUCAGGUCAACACCAAGAGGGUCAGCAUCCGCAAGGGCUUUGCGGUCCUUGAUCUUGCCAACGUUGGGAGCGCCAGCAUCGGGGUUUAGGCCAGGGACACCGGGAAGAAGCCCACCGUGAGUCGCAGCUGUCGGUGUCAUACCGACAUUACCAGCUACACUAGAGCGAUGCACCAUCUCAUCGUCGCUGCUGUCUGAAUCGACCCCGCCAGCUGCGCCAGUACCCCAAGGCCCAUUAAGAAGGGAUCCAGCUCCACCGCCGCCCCCAAAAGGUCCAAAUGUGGUGUUGAGGCUGCGUUCCCAGCCUUGACUGGCACCGCCACGUCCUCGGCGCGAGCGCGAUUGUGCAGCAGGAGCCUCAACUUCUUCCUCUUCAAUAUUAGCCGAGGUGAGAGGAGGCAUGUAAUAAUUCACGCGUGUUCUCGCUCGCCGAGUGCUUUCCUGGUACACAAUGGGUGAUUCUUUCCUCGGGCGACGGCGACGAGAGCGCGAGUCCUGCCUAAGUUCUCGUGCCUCUUCAUUCAGCUCGUCCAAGUCAAAUUCGGGUUCAUCGUCUCCAGAGUCCCCACCACGGCGAGAUCUGGCGGGUUGGGAACGUCGGCCGCGGGGAACCGGGCUAUCAACGUCGUCGUCAUCUUGAGGUAGGGGCUUUUCUGCACCGGAGCCCUCUGCAUCGUCAGAUUCGUCGCCUGGUUCGAAGUCACUGCUGACUUCUUGAGACUUUUUGCUCGAUUUGCGGGUUAGUCGGCGCGGCUUUCUAGGUCCAGCAUCCGACUCAGCUUCUUCCGGUACUGCAGAGGCGUUGGCGCGGGAGCCACGGGUUCGGCGAGUGACAGGCACAUCAUCCUCAUCAUCCUCCUCCUCUACCGUCUGCACAGGCGCAUCUUCUCCAGGUGCAUCCUGAUCAGCAGCAUCUAGCAUUUCUUGAUCAGCCACUUCUUUCUUUUCAAUCUCUUCAGGAUCUUGAGAUAAUUCGUCGGGCUGGUCGGCUUCUCUGACUUCCUUAAAGCUGCUUUCCUGUGUAGCCUCUUGAAUCGUCUCGGGGGCAUUCUUGAGGCCCUUAAACCCACGGGUAGCUCUCGUGCUCCGAGCGAAUGUCUCGGGGCUUCUGCUUCGCGAAUCGCGUGACGGGACGGCGUGUUUCCCAGAAUUGGAAAGUUCGAGGAACUCUUCAGCUUCCUCUGUAUGAGCUCGAGUAGUCCUACGAGG